UUUAACCCUGUUUAUGAUGAUUAACAUACAAAGACAGCCAUCGAUUCAGCCGAGAAUGCCGCCCCAACGAAGGGUUCGAGACCGAGCACGCAAGGUCUGCAUCAGAUGCCAUGACGACCGCAAGAGGCCCAGCUGGGGAACAGCUGUGGUAAUUGCCUACGAGAUAGCUUGCAAUGCCAGUAGGAGUUUGCCGAACCAUGGCCCGAAUGCCGGGCGUCAGCAUGCAUCCCUUCCUAAUGAACCAUGGCCCGCGACGUUGGCCCAGGAGACUGAUGGAUCCUGCUUGAACGAUCGUGAACAUUCCAGGACUUGCGCCGCGAGCAAUCAAAAGCUCCACGGUUAUAUUGGAGACCAGUCGGUGCUGUCCUGCGCGUCUGAGCCGACGGUCUUGCCUCCAAAGGCUUUGCGAGAGGUAUUAGUGGAGUUUUAUCGCAAAAAUCUAUUUGUCUUGGUUCCUGUCAUCGAUCAACGGGAUAUCGCCCUCCUGGAUUCCUCGCUUUUGUUACAGCAGGCUGUUUACUUUGCUGGAAGCCUCACAUGUCAUAUACCGGACUCGACGCCGUUCUCGCCAGAGGAUAUCUACUGCCGCAUCAAAACACUGCUCUUCCUAAAUCAUGAAAAGGACCCUUAUGUGACUCUCAAAGCACUUUGCUUGGUGGGUUGCUGGAAUUCCGACGCUCCUCAACUGGUUUCUUUCUCUGGAUUCAUCAUGGCAAUGGUCUGGUAUGGCGAUCAGGCUUGCAUUACAACUGGGGCUACAUAG
Messenger RNA from Aspergillus ochraceoroseus IBT 24754, 763 nucleotides. RefSeq lists its product as uncharacterized. Bases 14 to 763 code for a protein of 249 amino acids. The transcript is spliced from 4 exons. The record is from RefSeq and is a predicted model, not a curated record. NCBI's taxonomy places the organism in Eukaryota, Fungi, Ascomycota, Eurotiomycetes, Eurotiales, Aspergillaceae.